AUGGAAACUAGUUCUUCUAUUAUGGAUACUUCUAACGCUAAUAAAAUUCUUAAAACGAUUCAGUCGGUAUUGGACGAAGAAGGGGAGGAAGAUGCUGCAGCUUUACAAGACAAUUUCGAUGUUGAAGACCUCCCGGCUGGUGCGGAAGUCUCUGUUCCUUGGUUGCUGGAGGAAAAACCCAGUACUGAUCAAACAAGGCCUCCGGUUCCGUGUAGCAGUUCAACUGUGCCCAAGCAGUUUGAGGAUGAUGAUUCUGAUGAAGCUAUAGUGAAAUACAAAUCUUUUAAGAGUUUCGAUACAGUUGAAUAUUUCUAUGACCACCAUUAUAAGAAAAACUCAGUCACCAAGUCAAAGCAAGCAUCACAGAAGUGGUCAAAGGCAAUUCAGCAGGACUGGAGACUUCUGGAGAAGGAUUUUCCAGACAUUAUAUUUGUCAGAGCUUAUGAAGAAAGAAUGUAUCUUUUAAGGGUUGUCAUUGUUGGUGAAGCUGAGACUCCUUAUCACGACGGCCUCUUCUUCUUCAAUAUUCGCUAUCCGGCAGAGUAUCCUGAUACACCACCACUAGUCAACUACCAUGCACAUAAUCUGUGUUUAAAUCCAAACUCGUACGAAUGUGGAUAUGUUUGCCUUAGUCUUAUCAACACAUGGAAGGGGAAUACCGUUGAGCGUUGGACACCAGGGCAAUCCACUAUGCUGCAAGUUCUUUAA
Papaver somniferum (opium poppy) is the source of this 708-nucleotide messenger RNA. RefSeq names its product probable ubiquitin-conjugating enzyme E2 25. Lineage: Eukaryota; Viridiplantae; Streptophyta; Magnoliopsida; Ranunculales; Papaveraceae. The coding region runs from base 1 to 708 and encodes 235 amino acids. Gene Ontology annotation, molecular function: ubiquitin conjugating enzyme activity. The transcript has 2 exons. The record is from RefSeq and is a predicted model, not a curated record.